AUUCGGAGCUGGGGCACUUCACCCUCGGGCUGCAAGUCAAGCAGAUGUGCUUGCUGUGAAUUUCUGUAGCGUCCGGACCUUUUUUUUUUUUUUGUACUGAAGGUGAUAACACCUUCCUUCCUCUGUGAUUUUUUUUUCUUUUAUUUUGCGUUCUUCAUAAAGGGAAUGAAAUGGAGAAGUUGAAAAAAUAUGCAGCAGUGAAAGAUGAAGAUCAGUUUUAUCACCAGGGAGCCGUGGAGUUGCUAGUCUUUAACUUUCUGCUCAUUCUUACCAUAUUAACGAUUUGGUUGUUUAAAAACCAUCGAUUCCGCUUUCUGCAUGAAACUGGAGGAGCUAUGGUUUAUGGCCUUGUAAUGGGAUUACUUAUACGAUAUGCAACAAAAGCAUCAGAUGUUGAAAGCGGAACUGUUUAUGAAUGUGAAAAGCUGGAAUCUGGGCCAUCCACCCUACUUAUCAAUAUAACUAAUCAGGUCUAUGAAUACCAAUACAAAAGAGAGAUCAGCCAUCACAAUAUCAAUGGUCACCAAGGCAAUGCAAUGCUUCAAAAGAUGACAUUUGAUCCUUCCAUAUUCUUCAACAUUUUGCUGCCACCCAUUAUAUUUCAUGCUGGUUACAGUUUAAAGAAGAGACAUUUCUUUCGUAACUUAGGAUCAAUUUUAACCUAUGCCUUUUUGGGAACUGCCAUCUCCUGCAUUGUCAUAGGGUUGAUAAUGUAUGGUUUUGUGAAGGCCAUGGUACACAUUGGCCAGUUAAAAGCAUGGGAAUUCCACUUCACUGACUGUUUAUUUUUUGGAUCGCUGAUGUCUGCCACAGAUCCAGUGACAGUCCUUGCUAUUUUCCAUGAGCUGAAUGUGGACACAGAUUUGUACACGCUACUGUUUGGAGAGAGUGUUUUAAAUGAUGCUGUGGCUAUCGUGCUGACAUACUCUAUAUCCAUUUACAGUCCUAAGGAGAAUCCUAAUGCAUUUGAUGCUGCUGCUUUCUUCCAGUCAGUGGGAAAUUUCCUGGGGAUCUUUGCUGGAUCAUUUGCUAUGGGAUCCUCGUAUGCCGUUGUCACAGCUUUACUGACAAAAUUUACAAAGCUGUGUGAGUUCCCCAUGCUGGAGACAGGUCUGUUUUUCCUCCUAUCUUGGAGUGCCUUCUUAUCAGCAGAAGCUGCCGGUCUCACAGGUAUUGUUGCAGUCCUUUUCUGUGGAGUCACGCAGGCCCAUUAUACCUACAACAAUCUGUCAUCAGAUUCCAGGAUGAGAACUAAACAGUUGUUCGAGUUCAUGAAUUUUUUGGCUGAGAAUGUCAUCUUCUGUUACAUGGGACUCGCACUAUUCACGUUUCAAAAUCAUAUCUUCAAUCCUCUUUUUAUUUUUGGUGCAUUUGUGGCAGUUUUUAUAGCAAGAGCUUGCAACAUAUAUCCACUUUCUUUCCUUUUGAAUUUGGGUCGAAAACAAAAGAUUCCCAGGAACUUUCAACACAUGAUGAUGUUUUCAGGUUUACGUGGUGCAAUAGCAUUUGCAUUGGCUAUUCGAGACACGGGAUCCCAGCCCAAACAAAUGAUGUUCACAACAGCACUGCUUAUUGUGUUUUUCACAGUCUGGGUAUUUGGUGGAGGCACAACGCCAAUGCUCACAUGGCUUCAGAUCAGAGUUGGUGUAGAUCCAGAUGAAGACCUCAAAGGACAAGCUGCAAGCCAGAGUGCGUCUAACUCGGAUAAAAAUAAAACCAAAGCUGAGAGCGCAUGGCUGUUCAGAGCAUGGUAUGCCUUUGAUCACAGUCUGUAAGAUCCUUUCAUUCUGGUCAUCCUACAACAUCUUUGAUCUAAAUUUCUGCAUGUUUAGCAUCACUUAAAAACAACCUGCAUAAAAGAAACGGUAUUCUAGUGACCUCCAACCUGUAAGUUAAAAGAUCUCCAUCAAUCAACAAGUUAUUUCCAUCACAUUAUUGUUUUUACGGGUAUCAUCCAUUUUCUCACUCAGACCAUGAGUACAACAGUUUCAACAGACUUUCAAGAUGCAUCAUGACUGGUUUUAAAAGCUACAUGCAGACACACAGUAGUAUGAUCUGUUUUUUAACCUUCUUCCUAUACGAUAGUGUGAUAAAUGGCAUGAAUGAGCUGUAUGCAGAAACCAAGUAUAACCUUCUUCAUAAAUAUUAAUCCAGCCAUAGGCAAUAUAAUAGUGCUCCAAACUGGGACAUUUGAAAGCUCUCCAUUUACUUUAGUAAGGUGAUUUCCAUAAUUACACACAGGGUCUACCACCAUCAUAAUUAUCCCUGUUCUUCCCCACAAAGAGCCAUUGCCGCGUUUCAAAGUGACACGUAAGGGGAGCAAUAUAGGAUCACAUAUAUAAGUGUAGCUCUCCACCUCCAGCCUGAAAAUUGCAAGCUGGCAGCCUUGUGAUUCAGAAUAACCUGCUGCGGUAUUUCUCCAUCUGUCAGUACCUGGAGAAGUCUCAAUGGCAUAGAACAAAAUACCUUUCUCAACCAUUGGUUGCUUUGAUACAGCAAGCACAGGGGAAGUGCUGCCCACUGCUUCAUUAACAAAAUUGCCUCUCAGUAAUCUGUGAAAUACCAAAGUAGCUAAAAUCUUCUUUAGCCUUACUGUUUCAUGGUGGUUUCCCACCCCACCCCUCAUUUUUCUUCCCCCCACAACCCCCUUUUGCAAAAGUACUGAGCUGUGUUCCAUUUGCAAAUCAGCACUUCUCUAUAUAAACAUAUUCAGUUAUGUUUUGUUUAGAGACUUUUAAAGAUUUUGUUUUUCACAAUGCAAGCACAAGUCUCUCAGGGUUCCUCAUUCUUCACUGAGACCACCAGCAUGGCUGCUGCUUAGGAAACUGCAAGUUACAACCCCAGCAGGCCGUCAGUAACAGUCACUGCAGAAGGCAAAUGGCCAAGCUUGUGUGAACAGAAACCGAUCUGAUUUUCAUAAGCAUUUGAUAGCAUCCUGCUAAUGAAACUUAACUUUCUCUUUAUUCCUGAUAGAUGAGAGCAUGCUCUGCAUCUUACUUAAUUUAAGGGCUAUGACAACCCUUGCAUGCUUGCUCUACUUCUAGCAGUGCAGUGCCUACCCUGGGAAUGGGGCGCGUACCCUAGCAGUCCUAUCCUGGGAACGGGGUGCGUUCCCUACCAGGUGGCCUGCCCUGAGCCGCGCUGGUCCUGCCACUGCACUGCCACAAGCUAGCUAACAUAACACUCAGCAGGAGCUGCCGGGGCUGCAGUUGCACUGAGAUAUCAGUGAAUCUGGGGAAUAAGUGACAAAUCAGAAAAAUGAGCUUUGGCAUUUCAACAGCACAAAAAGGUCCUGGCUCACAGAGCUGACAGCUUUUCAGAAGAGCAAUCCAGCUCACCCAGUCCCUUUUCCACCCUCUCUCUGCACAGCCCAUGCAGUUGGGAAACCCCAGAUGCUGUGCCCUAUGGCUCCAUGUCCCCAGGGGCAGCAGCACCCCAAAUUCCCCAGCGCAGGGCUUUGGCAAAGCCCACCUACUCACCCUAUCGGAAACGUCUGAGUGCUUACUGUGCUCACCGCAGUUCCCAUGAUAACUUCAGUCUCCAGCACCACUGUGGGAGCAUGGAGUGGGCGGGAGGCAUUACUGGUCCUUUUAACCAAAAUUAAUAGUAGUAGGAUACACAGAUUCUUUCCAUCAGCAGUUUGCUAUUUUUCUUUACUCAGAUGUUCUCCUAAAAGCAACUCCUCCUUUUCUGUGAUGACAGGAGGGUAAAAAUGUAAUUCUUUCUAUGGGACUAUUCUGAAGAUUGAAAUUUCACUCAAGUCCUUUAAAAAUUGUCCGUGGCUGGUUCCCACACCAUUGAUUCUAUGCCAUGUGACAUCAGGAGAUAUCAUCCCCUCCUGAAAACGAAUCAUUUUCCCUAAUGAUUGGCAUUUUCACCAAUUAGCAAUCAUUCCAUGAGAUGCACAUGUCAAGACAGUAGGCAAGUCUGUUUUCGUGCUGCUGCUACACGUCUUAAUCUUGUUAGUACAGCUUGGACAUAAACCAAGGGUAUCACAAAACAGUCAGGAUAUUUUUCUUUAAGAAUGACUAAUUUAAGGACGAAAACUUCACAAAAUAUUCAAGAGUUACUGAAUUCCCUGCGGUUUAAACAGGAAUCCUUAGCAACCCCUAUUUUACACAUAUUUAAAGCAUAUGAUAGAUGUUUGCAAGCUAAAGGAUCAUAGGCUUUACUUCCAGGCUGCCGAACAUUUUCACUGUGUAACUUUGCAGGAGUUGUGUGGGUCAUGCACAGCACCACUAAAGUCAAGAGGAGCUUUUCCAUCCAUUUUAAUACACGCAAGCCUGGGCACGCAGUUUUCGAGCCAAAGCUCUGUAAUGGAUAUUGCAGUAGAGACUCAGCCUGGGUCUCAAAGCACCUCACAACAUUUAUUCUUUCCAAAUCACCCAUGAUGUAAAUAUUACUGUUCCCUUUCUGCAGCUGAACAAACCACAAGAGGCAGUAGUUAAGGUACCAACUGUUGACCCAGAUGUAUAUUUCUACAGGUGCAGUGACAAUAAAUUGCACCUGUAACUUUGCCUUCACAGAUGAUUCACACUCUUCAUAAGAAAUUUCAUUCUCUUAAAUUGUGUACUUGCCAAGAGAUGAGAAAAAUGUUUGUGUUUGUGCUCUGGUAGACAAUCAAGAGAGAACAGAAAUGUUUAAAAACAGUGGAAAGAAAGAAAAACAUUAACUUGAUAGAUCCUGUAUAGAAGUCCUGCUUUGGCUCUUAAGUACUAGAGAGAUUUUAAGACAUUAAGCUAAAAUUGGAGUCCUCUGCCUAAUCAUUAAUAGUUACAUCUGUGAACACUCUGAAUAUCGCAUUACACAAUUUCUGUAUAAAAGACAAAAGAAACUUCAAGAUAUUCCCAAAUAAUUUCAUUAAAGACAAAGUAAAAAGACUGCAUGGAAACAUUUCAGGAGCAUUAGACAUCCCUAUUUUGCUAUUGUUCCAGCUCUCAUCAGAUUCCGUGUUGACUAGAGAAGAAAGCUGCAAAACUGGCCAGUGAGCAUCUCUUAUGCUGUCUGAUUGAUGGCUGCUGGCAGGGUCAGUGUUCUCGCUAUGAAAAAUCAGAAGAGACAACGGAACAAGAAGCACAUUCUGUAAUUCAGCUUUUGUGCACUUCUUAUAGAGUUGGGGAGCAAUUACCUUCCUACAGAUGAAGUGAUGACAACACAGUAACGCUGCUGGUAUGUAAAUGUAACUGCCACGGCAUAAAUGAGGGACUGGAGGUUUCUAUGUGUACAGAUAUGCUGCUCUGUCAAAAUAACGCUUCUUUGUAAUCCAGAGGAAAAAUGGGGGGGGGGGGGGGAAUCCAAAGAAAGCAACUGAAUCAAUAAAGAUGGUGGAAGAAAAUCUUAGUCCCAUCAGAAAAGGUGGAAAUAUUACCAGUGGCAUCAGUGAAGUCAGGAUCGCACUGUACCUCUGUAACUGAAUUGAAAGCCCUUCUUUCUGAAUGCUGAGUAACGCUGACAGUGAAAUAUAUUUUAAGUGACAACAAAAGGCAAUUUUCUAGCAGAAGGGAUUCUAAAUAAGGUCAAGCAAAACCAUGCAUAAGCUUGAGAUCAGGUUUAAUACAGCCUUUUGGACCUGAAAAUGAGGGAAAUUUUCCUAUUUGCAACUAAGAAGUACAAAUUUUGGAAAACAUCUUCCUUGACCUACUUGUACGUGGAAGCCUGAUGGUUUCAGUGGACUUCCUACGGAGAUGAAUGCUAAUAGCAUCUGUCCUUUCCAAAAUGUACACACUUGCCAGCAUUACAGUACUCAUAUUUUUCUACUGCUAUGCACAACAAAUACAAAAUACGUUUUAAUAUUAUGCAAAGAAACACCUUACAGUAACUAAAAAUAUAUUGGUUCCUUGAAAGUGGCAUAACCAUUUGACAUGCCAUUUAAAAACUCACGUUAAACUUCUGUCCUUCCCACAAGUGGUUGUUAACUACAUUUCUCUUCUCACCCCUUUUCUGUUGUAAGAGAGAAACUGAUGCAUGUUUUCUGAGGGGAAUGAUUCACUGGUUUCUACAGCUGGAGCGCCAACCUUGACUAUUCUUGGAAAACCCAAAUGAGCACUGAUGAGCAUAUGGUUACUUUGAGAGGUGCUGUACAUUCCUCUCACUUCAGCUCUUACCAGGUGACAUCGUUUACCUCUGCAGUAAUCUGAUUAGGGGAGAAUAAUUCUAGAGUACCAGAGCUGGUGAAAUGGGACUGAAACACACCUUGUUGCGUUGUGCAGAUGACUAAGAAUAUUGACUGCAUUUGGCCUUUACCAGUUGACAACUUUUUAAAAAAAGGUUGAAGCCUAUGCAGAACGCUGCUCUUUGAGAACCUGAUUUAUCUCACAUAUCAGGCUGCCAUGUAGAGGCUUCACAAAUGAACUGAAGAGAUCUGAGCCCUGGUUCUUAAAUAACAUUCCUUGACUUAGAAGAAAUUCCAGAGUCCAUGUGGCACAGCCCUAUGCUUCUCUCCUCUUAAUCUGCAUUUCAUGACAUUUUCUCUUAUUUUACUAUAUUUGAAUCCUGUCUUUAAAAAAACUAGACUGAUAAUUCUCUGCUAAAAACACGCCAAAUGCCAAAAUUGAAUAAAUUUAAUUCCUUGUGCAACCCAAAGUCCUGACAGAACUGCUAACUGAUAAAUCUUAUUUCUCUCAUAAUAAUUGCCUACAAAUGAGCCACAGCAGGGCAAGAAUCCUUGGUCAGGUAAGCAGCACAGGGCAAGAUCAGACCCUCUCAACUCUCCACUGUUGUACCAGCCCUACGCACAGCUGGCUACAUGGAGCACAAUAAAUUCACCUAGGAGAUGCAGUUGUAGCCUUCCUUGCUGCUGGAUGAAGUCUUCACGUGCACCCUUCUGACUCAGCGCAGAGCUAGAGGAGCUGCAGACAGGACCCACGGCAGGUUCAGGGCCUUCUGUACUCACACUGCACUACUCACAGUGAGGGCUGUCAGGAGCAGCUUGGGACCAUAACGGAAAUAUAUUAAUUACAACAGUGUCUUUCAGUAUUUGUUGAAAGAGACAGGUAUAAAGGAAAUGGACUGUAGCUUUGAGAAAAUUCAGCUUUUAGUAAGCACUGUAAAGCCAAAAUAAUUUGACCAAUUUCAGAGGAUUCUCAUUUGCUGCCACAAUCUAAGUCCCACAGUGUGUUUACCAGGCUCCCUGGAAGUAGCUACUCCAAUGUCCAUACCUGAGAACUCAAGAGUAUCCAGAUUGCCCGGGAUAACAGACAGUCUGAACUUGAAGUGUCAGAAAUCCAUACCUUAAGAAACCGAUGUGGCCAGCAGAGUGCUUAAGGGCAUUCACACUACAUCAACUGCACUCCCCACAAACUGCUAGAAAAUCUUUGGUUAGCUUUUGUGGUUUUUCUCUAUCUAGGCUAUGCUUUUGUCUCUUUCUUAUCCUAUCUAUACAUAGCAACUAGCCAAAUGCAGUCAAGACUGUCACAAGGACCUCCAAACGUUUCUAUAAUGAAAAUACAAACAUCACAUACGUACUACCACAAAUCUCAGUCUCUUCCAUACCUUAACUAAUCCACAAACCUAAAAUAAACUCACUAAUAUCAA
Oxyura jamaicensis (ruddy duck) is the source of this 7533-nucleotide messenger RNA. It is a transcript of the gene SLC9A9, whose product is annotated as solute carrier family 9 member A9. Gene Ontology annotation, biological process: regulation of pH; proton transmembrane transport; sodium ion transport. The record is from RefSeq and is a predicted model, not a curated record. Gene Ontology annotation, cellular component: membrane; recycling endosome. The transcript has 15 exons. The coding region runs from base 171 to 1775 and encodes 534 amino acids. Gene Ontology annotation, molecular function: sodium:proton antiporter activity. NCBI's taxonomy places the organism in Eukaryota, Metazoa, Chordata, Aves, Anseriformes, Anatidae.